Messenger RNA from Metarhizium album ARSEF 1941, 588 nucleotides. RefSeq lists its product as uncharacterized. Bases 1 to 588 code for a protein of 195 amino acids. NCBI's taxonomy places the organism in Eukaryota, Fungi, Ascomycota, Sordariomycetes, Hypocreales, Clavicipitaceae. The record is from RefSeq and is a predicted model, not a curated record. The transcript has a single exon.
AUGUCGUAUGCCACGCGUGACAUGGAACAGAGUAGACUAGAAAUUAUACUGCUGGCCGGUGGCGUUCUCGUGCUCGUCCUUUUCCUUGGCGUCUUCAUCCUCGUUUGCGUCCGCAUAGCACAUUCGAAUUCACCUCUUAAGCGACACAGGACUGAAGCAUGGGGAGGAUCCUGGAAUGAGCGAUGGGAUACCGGCCCAUCGCCGCCUGGCCAGGACGAGGGCGUCUUUGGUAAUGUUCGUCAACAUAGCGUGUCAAUUGCUGGAGACGUCAGAAACGAGCUUACAGGUUUGGAGCGGUUGAUGGCGUCGGACAUGGCCGACCACGACGUUGUCUCAUGGCAAAGAUGCAUCGAGAACGACGUCGACUCUGUGCGGCACAACACUACGCCUGGCGAACUCGACCAUCACCCUUCCGGGCACAUGUUGGGUGAUGACGUCUCGAACUGGUAUGAUCUGGCGGAUUCGCCGGGCUCGAGUACCGGGCGGGAUCGAGAGGGAGGCAUUGCAACGAAAAGACCUGAGAGAGCAAUGGUUCAUGGCGACAGCUGCGAUUUGGAGGCGCAGGAUUCCUAUGAUUCUGAACACUGA